UGGAGAAUUCAUUAAGAGAAAAAGUUGUUUCUUAUUUUUUGAGUGUCCUUUCUUUCUUCCUCUUCUUUUCUCAUACAAAACUUAUAACCUUCAAUACCUAAAUCUUCUAUUCACCAAAGAUAAAAGAACAAAGAAGAAGAAGAAAACAAGAAUAUCUAUUUUCAAUGUGGUAAUUAAUUUCUCAUUGCCUAGUAUUUGCAAAGUUGAGUCGAGGUCCAUUCGAGACAACCUUUCUAUAUUCAUAAGAUAGGAAUAAGGCCGCAUAUACAUCACCCUCCAUCGAACCACUCGCAGAAUUACUUUAGUAUACGAAAGUGGUGGUGGAUCAAGGACAUGUCUGUGGGUUCAACUAAAUCAACUGUUUACUGUUGGAACUAGAUUUUACGUGGUUAAUUUUCAUCUUUUCAAUAGGCUGGAGGUCUCAUGGAGGCUAGACGAUCAAUAGAAGAUGCAUGCAAAAGAAGGUUACAAAAGAUAAAAGUGAAGGAUGUGGGAAGCAUAAAGCCCCUCCAAAACCCUUUUCAAGAGAAGAGUACAAAUUGCAAGUUUCAUCCUCUAAAGCUUGUCCUAUUUCUCAUUGUGAUUGGCACUUUUUACAUCAUUCUCUCUUCCCCUUCUAUUUGUCAACAUAACAAAGCUGACACUAUUUCAAGGCAACAUUUUGUGAACAGAUGGAUAUGGGGUGCUUCAGAUCCUAGAUACAUAUCAGAUAUAGACAUCAGUUGGGAGGAAGUAUCUCAAGUUUUGGAUCAAUUGCCUGACCAAAACAAAGUUGUUGAGAACAUUGGCCUUCUAAAUUUCAACAAAGAUGAAAUCAAUAAAUGGACACAAGUUGUUCCUAAUGCGAAUAAAACAGUCCUGUACCUGGACUACGCCGGAAAAAAUGUGACUUGGGACACCUUGUAUCCAGAGUGGAUUGAUGAAGAACAAGAAGAUGAAGUUCAAAGUUGUCCUACUUUGCCAAAACUUGAAGUUCCUAGGACACGAAUCGAUCUCAUAGCUGUCAAGUUACCUUGUAGAAAUGAAGGGAAUUGGUCUAGAGAUGUUGCGCGAUUGCACUUGCAACUUGCUGCAGCUGGUUUAGCUUCCUCUGCUAAGGGUAAACAUCCUGUGCAUUUGCUUUUCAUAACCAAAUGCUUCCCUAUACCGAAUCUUUAUAGGUGCAAAGAGCUCAUUGCUAGAAAAGGUAAUGCCUGGUUGUACAAGCCCGAUCUGAGUGUUCUAAGAGAAAAAGUUCAACUUCCUGUAGGAUCAUGUGAACUUGCACUACCCUUUGGUACAACAGAGGAAGUACAUACGGGGAACAAAAGGCGUGAGGCAUAUGCAACAAUCUUGCAUUCUGCUCAUGUAUAUGUAUGUGGAGCCAUAGCAGCAGCACAAAGCAUUAGAAUGGUAGGGUCCACGAGGGACCUCGUGAUUCUCGUUGAUGAUUCGAUUGGUGAGUAUCAUAGGAGUGGACUUGAGGCAGCAGGCUGGCAAGUUAGGACAAUACAGAGAAUAAGAAAUCCUAAAGCAGAGAAAGAUGCCUACAAUGAAUGGAACUACAGCAAAUUCAGGCUAUGGCAGCUGACCGAUUAUGACAAGAUCAUUUUCAUUGAUGCCGAUUUGCUUAUACUUAGGAACAUAGACAUCUUAUUUAGGAUGCCACAGAUUUCAGCUACGGGAAACAAUGGCACGCUCUUUAAUUCCGGUGUCAUGGUGAUCGAGCCAUCAAAUUGCACGUUCCAGCUCCUGAUGGAUCACAUAAAUGAGAUUGAGUCCUAUAAUGGAGGUGAUCAAGGCUACCUAAACGAAAUAUUCACUUGGUGGCAUCGGAUACCAAAGCAUAUGAACUUCUUGAAGAACUUCUGGAUUGGUGAUGAUGAAGUGGUGAAAGCAAAGAAAACACAUCUUUUCGGGGCUGAUCCUCCGAUUCUUUAUGUCCUUCACUACCUAGGAUACAAGCCAUGGUUGUGUUUCCGGGACUAUGAUUGCAAUUGGAACGUAGACAUCUUACAAGAAUUCGCGAGUGAUGUUGCACACCACAAGUGGUGGAAAGUGCACGACGCAAUGCCUGAGCAGCUGCAAGACUUUUGCCUGCUAAGAUCAAAGCAAAAGGCACAAUUGGAAUGGGACAGAAGGGAAGCUAAGAAAGCAAACUAUCCUGAUGGCCAUUGGAAAAUCAAGAUUAAUGAUCGACGACUCAAGAGAUGCACAGACAGGUUAUGCAAUUGGAAGGGUAUGCUGAAGCAUUGGGGUGAAAAGAAUUGGACAGAUGAUCCCUUUUUCCACCCUUCACCACCAACCAUAAAGACUAAAAAAACCAUAACAUCAUCCCUUUCUGGUAUAUAAUAAGCAAUUUUGGCUUUGUUUCUAAUGAGUAGUAUGCAUCUCAGUGAUCAAUCUUGUUGUUAGUCAUUUGAUGAUAUUUUCAGCUUUGAUAUAUGUCCAUAGGUAACAUUUUGUGAGAUACUUAUAUAGAGUUCUCCAAUUUUACACUUCUGUUAUGUAUGUUUCUCCACUACAUUAAUUAAAUCCAAGUCUGUUGAACA
Messenger RNA from Capsicum annuum, 2531 nucleotides. RefSeq names its product UDP-glucuronate:xylan alpha-glucuronosyltransferase 1. The transcript has 7 exons. The record is from RefSeq and is a predicted model, not a curated record. Bases 424 to 2331 code for a protein of 635 amino acids. Gene Ontology annotation, molecular function: glycosyltransferase activity. NCBI's taxonomy places the organism in Eukaryota, Viridiplantae, Streptophyta, Magnoliopsida, Solanales, Solanaceae. Gene Ontology annotation, biological process: xylan biosynthetic process.